Podarcis lilfordi (Lilford's wall lizard) is the source of this 19345-nucleotide messenger RNA. Lineage: Eukaryota; Metazoa; Chordata; Lepidosauria; Squamata; Lacertidae. The record is from the annotation of a GenBank genome assembly.
GGAAUUGUAACUGGGGUGGAGUUAAACUACAGUGCCCAGAAUUCUUUGAGAGAAAGAACAGGCUUUGAAUAGGCUUUAAAGGUGCAGUGUGUCUAUGGUAUAGACUCUAUGCACCAGCAUGAAGAAACCUAAAGAUGCAGGUUAGAACUGGUGUAAUGUGUGGUUAGAACUAUGCAUGAGCAAGGUCUCAAUGGUUAAAGUCUUGCCUCAGCACACAUCUGCAACAUGGAGCAAUAGUCCUAGCUUACUUUACUACAUGCUGAGAAAUAGGACUAUCAUUUGGUUAAAUGAAUUUUAGUUGAUUGGGUUUAGUUGAUUAGAUUUAUGGAGUAGAGAAAUCAGUGUACUGAAUUUCACAUUAAUGCUCCUAUUCUAUAAAGAUAAAAGGUAAAGGGACCCCUGACCGUUAAGUCCAGUGUAGACGACUCUGGGGUUGUGGUGCUCAUCUCGCUUUACUGGGUGAGGGAGCCGAUGUUUGUCCACAGACAGCGAUCAUGUGGCCAGCAUGACUAAACUGCUUCUGGCGAACCAGCACACAGAAACGCUGUUUACCUUCCCGCCGGAGCAGUACCUAUUUAUCUACUUGCACUUUGACGUGCUUUCGAACUACUAGGUUGGCAGGAGUUGGGACACAGCAACGGGAGCUCACUCAAUUGCAGGGAUUCAAACUGCCAACCUUCUGAUCGGCAAGCCCUAGGUUCUGUGGUUUAGACCACAGCGCCACCUGCGUCCCUCUAUAAAGAUACUUUCUCUUAAAUAAGUCAUCUUGAUUUUGAUGAAGUGAACUUCCGAGUAAGGAUGCUUAGGUUUUCAGCCUGGUUUUAAGUGCCAGCAUAGCAGGGAUGGACUCCAACACCUAUUAGCUCUAGCCAGCUUGUCCAAUGGCCUGAGAUGUUGGGUGUUGUAGUUCAACAACAUCCUGAAGGCCACAGUUCCCCAUCCCUGGAGCACAUGAUUCAGUGAUUUGCUACAAUUUGUAUGCAGAAAGUGCUUAUCCUUGAAGUAACCAUGGGCUUCAGCAAUGGGAGUGGGCAAUUACUUGCGGGGAGGCUUCUUCCAUCUCACCCCAUUCUGGCCCCAUUUGUGGAGGUUGCUUCUUCUAUAGCAGUACUCACCAGUAUGAACAACCUCUGGUGAAUGUGGAGGAUGCAGCUUUCCUUUUAGUAUUUUUCUUUUCUUUUAGAGAAAGUCCUGCAUACCUUCAUAUUCUUCUUCUUUGCAGGUUUAAUUUCCGGGGUUACCGCUGGGUCAAAGCCAUGAUACAUGCCAUAAACGUCAUAAACGAGGAUGAGGAUCUUCUGCCAGGCAUCAAGCUGGGUUACCAGAUCUACGACACAUGCUAUACAAUGUCCAAGACGGUUGAGAACUCCUUGGCUUUCCUCACUGGGCAGAAUGAAACAACCCCUGUGUUCCGAUGCAGCACCGGUGCUCCUCUAGCAGCAGUCGUUGGAGCUGGUGGAUCGACUCUUUCCAUUGCAUCCUCAAGAAUCCUCGGGCUUUACUAUUUCCCUCAGGUAUCAUGAAUCCUGGAAAGCGGGGGUGCAGAACCUCAGGCCCAGGGGCUGAAUGCCUCCCUCUAGGCCUCUAUAUCUGGCACUUGGGACUCUCUCCAGGCCACACCCCCUGUCCCAGGCCACACCCACCACUAGCUUUGCUUCUUACCUUCCUUGCGUAUUUCUGCCUGGCUGGACUGUGUCCUUGAACUCUGGUCAUGCUUCUUGCUUGUCUGAUGGAGGACAGAGAGGGAUGUGUGAGUGUGUAGAAACUAGCCUAUUGUACCAAGGUAAAAAUUGUAUUUGUUGCUCAACUGACUGUGGCCUGUGGCCCUGCCCAACAUGUGGCCCCUGGAAGGUUGUGCAGAAGGAAAUGUGGCUCUCAGGGUUUCCCACCACUAUAAUGUUUUUACUGUAAAAAACCAACAGAAGGUCCUCUUCUGACAUCAGAAGGACAUGUUGUAGGGAAGGGGAAAUUAUGGUUUUCCAGGAUUGCAAUGCCCUUCAGCUGUAGUAAGCAUGGUUGAUGGUAAGGGAUGUUGGGAGUUUGAGUCCAACAACAUCUGGAAGGCCACAAUCUUCCAGUCCUUCAUAUACAGAAAACAUGGGCAGCAGAACCAGGAAUGGAGUCUUUAUUCUCCAGAACAAACCACAUUCCCUCUCUCUGGAAGUUUUGAAAGGUGUUAUAUGGGAAAUAGCAGUGUAUUAGAACUGCCAGCGAGUCCUGCUUCUUUACCUUGCCUUCCAUUCUAGCUCAUUGGUCAAUUUCUCUAAAUUGCCCAUGGCUGAGCCUUGGCUUGAGGGUGAAUGGGUUGGUCAGUUCUCAACCCAUGUGGCAACAGUCUGCACAAUGCAUUCUGCAAGGAAUGGGGUGGCAGAUUUUUGCAAUUCAACAUCCUGAGCAAAGUCCAUACAAAUACUCUGAAAUAUGAGCCGGUACAUUCUGAGCUUGAGUUACAAAAAUCAUGACUACUAAACAAACAAAUACAGAGGAGCAAGUCUCAUCCCUCUACAAAAGAGUUGAAGGAAUGCUUUCUUCUUUUGAGUUCUAAUUUGCUUUGCUAUUAUGAACUGUUUUGUGGAAAAAUCUCUUUUGCAGGCCUGAGCUGUGGCCCACUUGACCUUCCUGCAACUGUUGUAUCAUUUUCCUUCACAUUGUCCUCUUUUUUUUUUUGCAUUUCUUAUACAUGCCCUUCUUAAAUCUCAGCUCAUCUGUAAGCUCUUUUUGCAGCCACAUUGGUUUCUUUAGAUGCCUCCCACUUCAAUUUCUUGUUGGAACCAUCUGUAUUUGUGCCUUCAGUAGAAAGUUUAAGAAAAUCCCAUCCAUCUUGGACUCCCCUCUCUUUGAGUAUUUCUGACCAUGGAAUCUCACCCAGUAUUUCCUUAAGCUUUUUGAAAUCAGUCUUCUUAAAGUCCAGAGUGCAUGUGUGACUACACUCAUCUUUCCCUUGCCUGUGUACAAUGAAACCCAGGAGGACAUGAUCACUUCCUCCCAAGGUUCCCAGUACUUUCACUUUGUCAAUCAGUUCCUCCCUGUUGGUGAGAACUAGACCCAAGAUAGAUGAUCCUCUUGUUGCUCCUUCCACUUUCUGGGAAAUGAAAUUGUGAGUGAGGCAAUGGAGGAAUUUGUUGGACCUUACAUUCUUGGCAGAGUUUGUUUCAAUAGAUAUUGGAGUAGUUGAAGUCUCCCAUAAAUAGUAUAUCUCUCCUUUUGAAGAUUUGGUAGUCUGUCCUAGGAAGGCAUCAUCCAAGUCUUCACUCUGGCUUGGAGGUCUGUAUCAGACACCCACAGUAAGUUCACUGUUGUUUAUCUCUCCUACAAUUUUUGCCCAUAUACUCUCAAUCUGCUUUCCAAGCUCCAGGUCAUGGAUCUCUUCAUAAAUGGACACAUCCUUUAAAUAUAAUACUCCUCCUCUCUUCCUGUUUUGUCUAUUCCUUUUGAACAGGUUAUACCCCUCAAUUUCUACAUUACAAUCAUGAGUCUCAUCCUACCAGGUUUUAGUAAUGUCUGUUAAGUCAGAUUUGCCAUCCUUUAUUAAGAUUAAAAUUCUUCUUGCUUGUUUCCUAUACUCUGUGCAUUAGUAUUGGGACAAUUGAAACCAUGAGUCAUUCCCUUGAGCUGCUUCCCUUCUUGUACUUUCUUGCCCUUUAGAAGGUUUAUAUAGCACCACCUCAGUUUCCUGUGCAUCAAAGCUAUUACCACCACCACCACCCCCGUACCAGGAGUUCCCCUGUCGUCUGUAAUUGUGAACAUAAAGUUAGAAAAUAUUAGUUUCAGGGAUCAAAGUCAGGUUGGAGCACUGGUGAAAAAUCUCAUAAGGAGGGACAAGGCCAACUUUUGGAAGUAGGACCUGGUUAAGAUAAUUCUGGAGGCAGUGUCGAUUACAGGCAAGAAUCUGAAUCAAAGUGUCUGUCUAAAGGAAGCUAGAUGGCAUCCUGACAGAUCCUAGCAAAAUCAGUCUUCUUCUGUCCAUACUCCUUCGUUUCAGCAAGAACCAGCUACUUGAAGUGUGGGAUUAUUUCCCAUCACCCUGCUGUUUCUUUGGCCCUUCUUUGGUUCAAGCAGUCUGUCUUCCCAGUGCCCUCCUAGACUUGGAUAAUACAUGUAUGUUAGUUUCCCUUACCCCUGCCCGCCUCUUACUGACCUUUCUGCUGCUCCUUCAGUUCCUGGUCCUUAGCCACUUGGUCAUAGGAAGAGAACACUAUUUGUCCACUUAUAUCAGUGUUGUCUACUCUGACUGGCAAUGAUACUCCAGGGUCUAAGGCAGAGGUAUUUCCCAUAAUCUGCUACCUGAUGUCCUUUAAACUGGAGAUGACGUGAACUGCACUUGACAUGUCUUGCAUGCAAAUCACAUUCUACUAAUGAACUGUAGUCCCUCUUGUUAGCCUCCAUUGCUCUCAGUCAACAGAGAUGUCCAGUAGUAGCAAACAGCUGAGAGAAAACAGUAGCGCACGGGACAGCAACAUUUGCCUCAACCUUGCUUGUUUUUCUCUCUUUUUCUUUUAGGUUGGCUACGCCUCCUCUUCUUUACUUCUCACUGAUAAGUACCAGUUCCCUACCUAUCUUCGCACUAUUCCAAGCGACGCUGUACAGUCUAAGGGAAUGGCAGACUUAGUUCACCAUUUCGGCUGGAGAUGGAUAGGCACAAUAGCAGCUGACGACGAUUAUGGCAAAUACGGCGUCAAGGCUUUUAAAGAAAAAGUGGAGAACACCUAUACCUGUAUUGCUUUCUCAGAAACAAUCCCCAAAAUUUACUCCAGGGAAAAGCUAAAAAAAGUUGUCGAAACUAUAAAAAACAGCACUGCUACGGUAAUUGUGGUCUACUCAUCUGAUAUUGACUUCCAUCCUUUACUGGAAGAGAUGAUGGUUAGCAACAUCAGUAGUAAAACCUGGAUAGCAAGUGAAGCAUGGGUCACAUCAGCCUUAAUCGCUAGGCCUGAAUAUUUCCCCCUCCUUGGUGGGGCUAUUGGUUUUGGUGUACGAAAGGGUGACAUACCAGGCCUCAAAGAAUUUCUUCUCGACGUACGUCCAGGUGAAGAUCCUGAGGAUGACAUGGCAAUUGAAUUUUGGCAGUCUGCGUUCAACUGCACUUGGCCAAAUGCCAACAUAUCGUAUAAUACAGACAACAGAAAAAAUGUAACUGGCCAUGAGAACAGAGUCGAUUUUGCUUCGGAUGUUUUGUGCACAGGAAAGGAGAAUCUUGCAGAACUUAACAAUACCUACCUGGAUGUUUCAGAACUUAGGAUAACUUAUAAUGUCUACAAGGCUGUAUAUGCUGUUGCUUAUGGCCUUGAGCAAUUACGCACCUGUGAACCGGGACAUGGACCAUUUUCAUCCGGCCCUGACUGUACCAAGAUAGAUGAGUUUGAGCCCUGGCAGGUAGGCACCAAUUUAUUAAUUUAUUUCAGACAUAUAACAACAACAUACAUAUACAUAAUAACAUAAUUCAUCCUAACCCAGAAGCUGGUGUUUAAGCAAUACAUACAAAAGAACAAUCAAAUAACAUAAGUUAUUAUUCCCAGACUACAAUUUAUACAGAAGCCGAUAAACAGUUUAAGUUAACCAAAAUUUUUUAUAAUGUAGGGGCAUUUAUGUAUAUGUUUUUAGCCAUAUACAUAAUAAAGCUGCCAUUCAAUCCCCAAGUACAGUGGUACCUCAGGUUACAGAUGCUUCAGGUUACAGACGCUUCAGGUUACAGACUCCGCUAACCCAGAAAUAGUACCUCAGGUUAAGAAUUUGCUGCAGGAUGAGAACAGAAAUUGUGCAGCAGCAGCGCAGCGGCAGCGGGAGGCCCCAUUAGCUAAAGUGGUGCUUCAGGUUAAGAACAGUUUCAGGUUAAGAACGGACCUCCAGAACGAAUUAAGUUCUUAACCCGAGGUACCACUGUAGUAUUCAUGCUUCAGGCCUUGUGCAAAUUUUAUUUUAUUGUUUAAUUUUCCCACAAGUGCUAUUCGCCAUACUUUGUUGUACCAAUUUGUCCAUGAAACACCCCCUUAAAUUCUUCUAGUAUCUCAUUAUUAUGAGCCUGGCUUCUAGUAGAAGAUAACUGAUUAAAGGUUUAGACUGUAAGUUAAUAUUGUCUCUCUUGAAAAGAUUGAGGAGACCCAGCCCUGGACAUUUAGAGACAUUUUGUCCAGUAAUUGCUUUUAUUUGGACAAAUAUUUUCUCCCAGAACUGAGCCACAUUCCCACAUGUCCACCACUGUUGUAAGUUUUGCUAAGAUAAUAUAAAUGUAUAACAUUCUUUUGGGUCCUCUUACCAAUAUAAUGCUCCCCUCUGUUGACCCCCAUUCUCUUUGGGGGAACCUUCCAAUUCACCGCCCCCCCAAAUGUUUUCCAAAGUUGACCCGCUAACAGCUACUGUUUGAAUAAAUUGAUGUAUGCCUUUCGACUUGCUGCAGUUAAAACAAUGAAAACUCUUGUAGAACAUUAAAUUAUUAUAGCAUAAGCUUUUGUAGACUACAGUCCACUUAGUCAGUAUUAUCCUGAGUUACAGAUCAGAAGGAAAUAAAUGCAGAAAAAUGCAGGCAGCAUUAUUAAGUGUAGCCAUUCACGAAAAGCAGUUGUUGAUGACACAGACAUUCUAGCACCAGGAAACCAAUGGACACAUGUCGCAUGAGAAAUCUCACUGAAUUUUGCAUAAAGGUAAAGGUAAAGGGACCCCUGACCAUUAGGUCCAGUCAUGAUCGACUCUGGGGUUGCGGCGCUCAUCUCGCUUUAGUGGCCGAGGGAGCCGGCGUACAGCUUCCGGGUCAUGUGGCCAGCAUGACUAAGCUGCUUCUGGUGAACCAGAGCAGCACACAAGAACGCCGUUUACCUUCUCGCCGGAGCGGUACCUAUUUAUCUACUUGCACUUCGUGUUUUCGAACUGCUAGGUUGGCAGGAGCAGGGACCAAGCAACAGGAGCUCACCCCAUCAUGGGGAUUUGAACUGCCGACCUUCUGAUCAGCAAGUCCUAGGCUCUGUGGUUUAACUCACAGCGCCACCCGCGUCCCGAAUUUUGCAUCCUUCCACUUAAAUCCACAUUGGACUCAUAGGCUGUGACUUCUCUCAAAUGCUAUUGUAGGAAUAGAUGUUCUCAGGUGCCUCAUAUAGUAGGCUGCUGUUCUUCAAGCAUAAAUAAACUCUCUUAGCUGGUAUUGCAAGCCCCAUCCUUCCUGAAAUCUGGACCCCCCUUCAAGCAAGCAGAGAGGCAACAGAAUUGACGCACCUUUAACAGUCCACUCCAUAGUGCACUGCCAGGCAAAAGAAAACUGUUGUGGAUACAGGAGAAUCAAAAUCUUCUGUACAAGACCUUCUGUAUAAGAUGUUCUGCAUGACAAAAGAGAAUUGUUGCAUUCUCCAUAUUUCCGUAGUAGUUUGUAUAUUUUUUUAAAGUCCUUGUGAAAAAUCACUAGCGUUUUAGUGUGACUUUCCCCUAAUAUACACAUUUAUGCAAAGCAAUUUUUGUAAAUGUAAAUUUAAGAGAAGCAUUCUAAUGCACACUGUACUCUACAGUAUACAUUUUUGUACACAUAUUACUUGGCCGGAGAACUACAUUGUGAAAUUCAUAGAAAUGCAAAUUUCAAAAGAGGGCUGUGUUUCAGUUUGGGUACUGUUUCAGAAAGUGCAAAUUAGACAGGUUCACUUUUAAUUGUAAACUGAACUGAAUAUAUCCCUCAUCUCUACAUACAUACAUACAUACAUGCAUACAUACAGUGGUACCUCUGGUUACGAACUUAAUUUGUUCUGGAGGUCCGUUCUUAACCUGGAACUGUUCUUAACCUGAGGAACCACUUUAGCUAAUGGGGCCUCCUGCUGCCGCACAAUUUUUGUUCUCAUCCUGAGGUAAAGUUCUUAACCUGAGGUACUACUUCCGGAGUCUGUAACCCGAAGUGUUUGUAACCCGAGGUGUUUGUAACCUGAGGUACCACUGUACAAACACACAAACACAAUCAAAUGCACAAAGCCAUUUCCCAUGAAAACAAAGCGUGGUCUUUAGAACGGACCCCAGAAUCCUUUGCAGGCAUUUGUCGACUAAUAAAUCUCAUACAUUUCUACAAAGAUAAGAGGUGGCAUUAAAAGGUUUGUGCAAACCAAACCUAAUAAGAACACAGAAAGCAAGCGAGUAAUAUUGCCUGGGACACAGAAGACGUCAUUCAUAGAUUAAGGACUGUAUUCAAGGAAGGUGUCCCAUUUGCACAAUGACUUAAUGGCUCAGCAACAAACAAGGGCGAAGACUUGCCCCCCCCAUUGCGGGGGCAUGUCACAUGGCAGGUCACAUGACGUGUCCCGCCCCUACCUAGUGGGCUGGGUCACAGGGACAUCCUGCCACUGUGAUGCUGGCGCUUGUGUGCUGGGUGGGGAAUGCAAAGCAACGAGCUGGGCUCUGGGCUCAGCUUCCUCUUGCCUGUGUGACAUUAACCAGAAGGUGGAGGUGGAGCAGGGCUGCUGGGCUCCACAUUCUGCCUCCCCCCCCAUGCAAUAUCAGUUGGGUGGAGGAGUGGGACCACAGGAUUUUGGGGGAGCCUAGAUCCCUCCUUGAAAAGUGGGAGGGGGCCCUGAAGACUCCUAAGCCCCCACCACCUGGUGCACCUGGUAAAAAAAAAGUUUCCCCUACCACUUCCCUCCACCUCCCAAAUCUGUUCUGGGGCUUGCCUGAACCUUCUGGAGCAGAUUGGAGGGGGUGCAUGGAGAAAGGAGAGGGAAGGGAAACCCCAUUUUGCAAACAAAACUCCUUGUGCAAAUGGGGCGACUUCUUUUGAUAGAACACCUAAGUUUGCCUGUGUAUUGAAAGUCCUUUAAUAAUAAUAAUAAUAAUAAUAAUAAUAAUAAUAUAUUUAUUUAUAGCCUGCCCUCCCCAGCCGAAGCCGGGCUCAGAGCGGCUAACAACAAUAAAAGUAACACAGCAUUCUAAAAUCAAUUCAUUCUAAAAUCAAUUCAAAAUCAAAUUAAUGGCAACCAUUGGGCUAGAGUUCUGUGAGGAUUACCAAAGGAGGGGGUCAGACUGUGCCUUGGCCAAAGGCCUGGGUGAAACAGCUUUGUCUUGCAGGCCCUGUUAUAAACAGAAGAGCCUAAAAAAUCAGAUCAGAAGGACACAAAAGCACAUCUUUGGCAUUUUCAAAAGCUGGGGCAAUCGCUGAAAAAGCCCCAUAGGGAAGGAACCUGGAUCAGGAUUCUCAAAGAUGACCUUACCAUAUGGGGAAAGGUGCUUUCUGUCAGUCUUUGGCCAUGGAGGAGGUUUAAAACAGGAACCUCAGUGCUGAAAUGGCCACCAAUAAUAAUAUAAUAAUAAUUUAUUAUUUAUACCCCGCCCAUCUGGCUGAGUUUCCCCAGCCACUCUGGGCGGCUUCCAAUCAAGUGUUAAAAACAAUACAGCGUUAAAUAUUAAAAACUUCCCAGCAGGGCUGCCUUCAGAUGUCUUUUAAAGAGAAGAUAGCUGCUUAUUUCCUUCACAUCUGAAGGGAGGGCGUUCCACAGGGUGGGCGCCACUACCGAGAAGGCCCUCUGUCUGGUUCCCUGUAACCUCACUUCUUGCAAUGAGAGAACUGCCAGAAGGCCCUCAGUGCUGGAUCUCAGUGUCCGGGCUGAACAAUGGGUGUGGAGACGCUCCUUCAGGUAUACAGGACCAUGUGCCGCCCUGCCCUAGCUUAAUCUCCCAAUGCGUUUUCAAGAGCAUCUCCCGUGGAGUGCCACCACAGUAGCUAAUCCUUGAGGUUGCAAAUAGUUAACGAGCUCUUUAUAGAGGGACGUAGCCAACAAACUUGAUGCAGUGGGGGGAAAUGCCAGCUUUCUGUUCAACAGUAGCAACAGAACCAGGUGGAUGUGCUGGUGCAUCCCUGCUCUGGCAGGACAAGUCAUCCUGAAAAACAGUUGACUCACAUAGUCUCGAAGCCAAAUACAGACAGAAAACAUUUAGUCAAUGUUCUGCAAAUAUCCAAGAACGGAGAGGAUCUCUUGAGAGUGUGUGGCAUCACAGUGCACAUAUGGGGUGGGGUGGGGUGGGGCACUUCAAUAACCUGACCUGAAGCCAGGGAUGAAAAACAGAUACCUUCCUGAUUUUUGUAUUUAUUUACUGAAAUUCCCAGCAGUUCAUGCGAGCAGGGUUGUGGCUAGGCAUGAUGGGAGCUAUUGUCCAGAAACUUCUUCUUUUUGGGGGGUGGGGGUCGGGAGAGGGAUGGUCACAGGUUCCCCACUUUUAUCCUAAACCUUUCAAAACAGUAGGUAAAGGCACCCCUGACCAUUAGGUCCAGUUGUGACUGACUCUGGAGUUGCGGCGCUUAUCUCGCUUUAUUGGCCGAGGUAGCCGGCGUACAGCUUCCGGGUCAUGUAGCCAGCAUGACUAAGCCGCUUCUGAAGAACCAGAGCAGCGCACGGAAACACCGUUUACCUUCCCACCAGAGCAGUACCUAUUUAUCUACUUGCACACUGACGUGCUUUUGAACUGCUAGGUUGGCAGGAGCAGGGACCGAGCAACGGGAGCUCACCCCAUCGUGGGGAUUGGAACCGCCAACCUUCUGAUCGGCAAGUCCUAGGCUCUGUGGUUUAACCCACAGCACCACCCGUGUCCCUUUCAAAACAGUAGAAGUUAGUACUAUUAUUUGAAACUGAGCCUGGAUAUGAAUUGGUAACCACAGGGCCACUGAUUCGAACCCUACUCGCCUGCCCAUCCCACAGGCACACAUAUCCAAGAAUUCUGAAGCCUGGAUUUUACAGAAGUUGAAGUGUUCAGCCUGUAAAGGGAAGCCCCUUGCUCAGAGUAUUACAGUCAUCCAGUCUGGAUGUAAGUUUGACACAUCCUUACUUUUGUCUCCUGAUUUGUAGCUAAUGUACUACAUGAAGAAUAGAAUGACAUUUUCGGUUCUUGGAGAGGACGUACACAUAGAUGAUAAGGGAGAUGUGUAUACUUCAUAUGACAUUCUAAACUGGCAAAAAGGUGAGAAUGGCGAAGUUGCCUUUGUGCCUGUUGGAACAUUUAACAUGACGACGGAAAACGAUAUGGAAUUUCAUAUCCAGAACGACUCAAUAUUUUGGAAUAAUCCAGCAGGAGCAGUAAGUGAAUUGCAUUUUCUAUGCCUUCCUCUAGUUCAGUCAUUUCCAAAAUGGGUGGUGCCACCCCUUGGGGUGUGGAAUUACCUGGGAGGGGGGUUGCUAAGAAGCAAGUGGGUGGCAGGGGGAAUGCUGUUCUCAGUGGAUGAAGUUCAUCACUUUGGUUGAAUUAAUUAAGCUAAAUCGUUUUAAUUGGAUUUCAAAUAUGUUAAAUGUGAAAUUAACUGUUACUGUUUUGAAUUUUAAUGUGUUAUCUUCUUUACUGGGUCAUACAAAUCACUAUUCUGAAUAAUGCUUUUUAUAGAGUAGGGGGAACUGGGAAUGACCUUAUGGAACCAAGAAGGUGGUGGGCCAUAAAAGUUUGUGGACCACUGUUCUAGUUUAACCAUCCAUGCUACUACAACUCACACAAAUUUCACAGGAAUAAUAAUAAUAAUAAUUUAUUAUUUGUACCCCACCCAUCUGGGCACCCCACCCAGCCACUCUGGGCACCUCCCAACAGAGUAGUAAAAACACAAUGAAACACCAAACAUUAAAAACUUCCCUAAACAGGGCUGCCUUUGGAUGUCUUCCAAAAGUCAGAUAGUUGUUUAUUCCCUUGACCAUACUAUUCUUAUAUGUAUGGUUCCAUACAGUAGUUUAUAGGCUUUUCACAUCUUCAGUGGUUUUCUCAUAUUUCCUUCUAAGAUUGACAACCCCAAUGGACAUAAAGUGAAUUUCAGAAGCAUUUAUAUGAUUUCCCUUGAGAGUCCAUGUGGCAACUGGUGGGAUUUCCACCUGUCUCUUUUUGUUUGUUUGUUUGUCUGUCUGUUUGUAAAGUGUGUUUGUUAUAAUCAAUCUGGCUGUUUGUAGUAACCCUAAUUUUAAAACAAGUCUAACAAUUGCUCUUUGAGGAACAAGAAUAAAACGGGCUCAGUCCUACCUAGUAUGCACAAUAUUGGGUUUGGAUCCAGGUUCACAUCCCAUGCUAGCCAUGGGGCUCAUUUUCACUGCUGUUGCUGGAAAUCCAGAGCCCAGCACUGCCCAUGCACUUUGCAUGAUAGCCAAAGUUGCAUGUGCAACAGGGCCUGACAGCUGGAAGUCCGUGAGCAGAUUGUGUGAGAUUUUCAGAAAACCUGUGGUUGCCUCUGAGUUUCCUCCUCCAGGGGGCAAAUAGCAGCUGGGGCCAGGAUGUUCAUUCGGAAAACAGCCUGGAGAAGAAGGGCAAACACCAGCAUGCCAUCACUGUCCCUGUGUGAUUCUCUCUCCCCCACCCCACUCCUGCUGCUAUUUCAAUUAAAAACAACUGCAGUAAAUUCACCGAUAGAUCUUCCAUCACCAGUGUCACAUCUAUCUGUGUCCCUUGAUAAAACACACUUCAUUCUACUCUCAGGACUCUUCACACGCCCUUUCCUUCUAGAUUAACACCACAGUGCUAUAGAUUCUGGCUACUGUUUUCAAACCACAAGUGAGGAAGUGUCAUGUUAGGGCUUGUUCUUGUGGCAUCUGCAGCAACAAGGAGCCUGCAAUGACUUGUUAUCUCGCCCUGGAAGAUUCUGGCUAUAAAAGUCCCAUAAUUUCUCCGAUGGAGACAUAAUGCCCUCUUUCCACACCUCCUUUGAAUAGACUUUUCAAGUGUCUACACAAGCAAACACACACACACAUUUUGUUGGACGUACCAUAGCUCAGUGUUAGAGCACCUGCUUUGCAUGAUGAAGGUGUCAGGUUCAAGCCCUGGUUUUGGUGUUGGCAAUGCUGCCCGUGUGAACAAAACUCCCCCCCCCAUAUAUCUAUCUAUCUAUCUAUCUAUCUAUCUAUCUAUCUAUCUAUCUAUAUGAAUUUGUAUGUUACAUCACAAAAUUAAAAAGAAAAUAUGCCACCCACCUGUUAACAAAAAUACAUUAUAUAAAAAGUAAAAUGUUACUAUGAAAUAAAUGUUACAUAUACCUCGGGUUACAUAUACCUCGGGUUAAGUACUUAAUUCUUUCAGGAGGUCUGUUCUUAACCUGAAACUGUUCUUAGCCUGAAGCACCACUUUAGCUAAUGGGGCCUCCUGCUGCUGCCGUGCCGCCAGAGCACGAUUUCUGUUCUCAACCUGAAGCAAAGUUCUUAACCUGAAGCACUAUUUCUGGGUUAGCGGAGUUUGUAACCUGAAGCGAAUGUAACCUGAAGCGUAUGUAACCCGAGGUACCAUUGUACAUAAAAUAAGGUUCUUCCAUCCUUUAAGACUUCCUUCUCUCUCAGUGUGGGUCCCUCAUUUUCUCAACACCUGCAUUUGUUAUAACAAUUAACUUAAGAUAUAUUGUCUGUUUUCUUUAUACCAUAUUAUAUUGCAAGAGUGAGUCAAAGCAUGUUAAAGGUUUCAUAUGGGAACAAUGUUCUAUUAAGUUUACAGUGGUACCUCAGUUUACGAACUUAAUCCAUUCCGGAAGUCCAUUCUUAAACCAAUACCGUUCUUAAACCGAGGAGUGCUUUCUCUAAUGAGACCUCCUGCUGCCGGUGCCCUUCCACCAUUCGGAUUCCAUUCUUAGAUCGAGGUAAAAUUCUCAAACCGGGACACUACUUCCGGUUUUGCAGAGUUCUUAAACCGAAUCAUUCGUAAACAGGACUGUUCUCAAACCGAGGUACCACUGUGCUCUGUAAUUAUCCCAUUCUUAACUGAACUGGUGUGUUAUUUGGUUCCGAAUUCUCCCUGUCAAUUUUGCGAGUUCUGCAUAUACAAACGUUUUCACCUGCCAUUCUUCUUUGUGCCAGUGUGGACAAAACUGAGUUUAGCUUGGCCAGUGGUUUGACUGAGUAUUAGGGUUGCCAUAUUUUGAAGAGCAAGAAAGGGAACACGUUUGCCAACUUCCGCUUUUAAAUAUGGAUCGCUUUGACGGCUCUAAUUUUAAAUACCCCUACCAUAUGUAGGCUAUAGAAGCUGUUAUAUAUUCUAGUAGCAAUGUUCUAAACGUUCAAUAACAACAACAACAACAUAAUAAUACAUAUUGCUCCCUCACUUGCCACAUGAAAGUAUUUGGGCUCAUGUUCACAUCUUUGUGAAUGUAAGUAUGCUCACAAUUUUGUGAACAGAACAAUUUAUUAAACUGUUUAACAUGUACGGAACUCUACUUAAGGGCAGGGGGAUGUUAACUCUUGCCCUCCCAGACUCCUCCUCCAAGAUCUUGUAGCUGAGCCAGUGUCCUUUUAGUUUAGCCACAAGAGACGGGAUUUAUACAGUGUGUAACUAGUUAAGAUGCUGCUCUGUUGUGAUUCUCUGCGGCAGACUAGCUUAGCUGGGUGCCUUAGAUCUGAGACUAAUGCACUAGAAUAUUUUUCAUGGGUUACUGUAAACCAAAAACCAAAAAACCCCUGACAUUUUGCCAAAUUGAAAAAUCCACCCGGACAGAAAUUUUUAUCCUGAAAAGGAGGACAUGUCCUGGAAAAAGAGGACAUAUAGCAACCUUAGUCAACAUAAAGCAGAUUUCUAUAUUUCCCAAUCCAAACUGCCUUGCAGAACUUUGACUGUACACAUAUAUUGCAUAUAUUACCACUUAUCAUACUUAGCUGCUGCUCUAAAAUCUUGCAGAGAGCAGGGGAAGUGGUAGGGGGCGGCCCACGGGCCCGAGCCAUGAAUCUACUGCACCCUUCCUUUAUUAUUAUUAUUAUUAUUAUCAUCAACAUCAUCAUCAUCAUCAUCAUUUUUGCUAACAAGACAACUGGGCUUGCUGCAAGGUGCAAUGCCAAUGAGACCCCAUAACUACCCACCAUCUUAAUUUGUCCAAUGGUAUCGAUAUGUAUUAAUUGGCAUGCGCAUUUGUCUCAUGGACCUGUGUCCCAGGUCCAAAAGGUGCCUAGCAAUGUCCCUGGCUGAGAAUCUCCUUGAGAGCUACCUAACAAGGCUCUCAGUCAGGUGUAUUGCUAGGCACCUAAUGAACUCGGGACACGUGGAUGUGAUUGUAGCUGAGUAAAAAUGGCCUCCCAAGUUCUCCACCAUUUUUGUAUCCUGAGGGAUUCUCCAAGGGCAGGCGAAAUCCCCCAACAGUUUGUUGAGGGUGUCCAUUAGCAAUGGCACCAGCACGACUUCUCACUUCCUCCCUCCCCUUGCCGUCAAAUAUUUCAGCAUUAGCAGCAACUGUUGUGGGCAGACUGCCAUUUUGUAUCUCCACAAAAGGCCUAGCAUCAUUCCAAGUCACUGAGGAGGAGGAAAUAUAACAGCCACAAUAGUCACCUCCUUGUUGCAUGGCAAAAACAGAUACAUAGGAGAAAUAACAGGUCUUUUCUGUGCCUUUCAGCGUCCACGCUCCACAUGCAAUCUGAACUGCCAACCUGGUUAUCGGAAGGGGAUCCUGCAAGGAAAGCCCUCAUGCUGUUAUGAUUGUAUAAGGUGUGCCGAAGGACAGAUCAGUAAUAUAACAGGUAUGGAUGCCUAUCAGCAUUUUAGCCAAUGGGGGGAAAGAGGACAUUUGUCUAGACCCAGGAUGGGGAACCUGAGACCUUCUAGAUGUCAAUGGACCACCACCAUCCCUCAGCAUUGGCCAUGCUGGCUGGGGCUGGUGGAAGCUGGAGUCUAACAGCUUUUUUUGGGGGUGGGAGGUGGCUCCCCAUCCUUGGCGUAGACUCUAGAGAGCUGAAAAUUAACUCAAGUCCAAGUCUUGCAUUGGCUCAAACUGGAAUCCUAUAUUCCACUACAGUUGUAGUUUCUCUUUCCCUCCUUUUUCUUCUGAGGCUUCAUUGCAAUAGGGAGGAAGAGAGUAUGAGCUGAAGAUUGAAUAGGACAGAUUGAGAGGACAGUGAAUAAAGGAAGUUUGUCGCUUGGCAAGAGAAUAUCUGAGGUCCAAUUCUCAUUGGCCUUUUUUGUACUUGAGUACUGAAUGUCUGCACGAGCACUAUUCAGGCACUAGCACCAACAGCUGCAAAGUGUGCAUUCACACCUUUCAGUACUGUGUGCUUUAAUUACAUGGAAACUCUGAGCUGAAGAAAUGGAAAGGAUCAAUCAUGGGGGGAGGACUUCUAAGUAGGCAAUAGAGCUCUUUCUUUUGGAUUUCUUUUUGGGGACACACACACACACACACACACACACACUUACAUUUAAUGUUUUGAAUUAUUUUUCCCCUUAUCCUUUGAUCUUAAUUUAUAGCGAACACUUUAUAUCAAAAUUUUUCCUGAAAGGUGGUGAGGGCCAUGGCUGGCACCACAAAGUUGAUGGUGAUGGCAUUAUGCUUUUCUUUAAAAUACAGUUAUGCUUGCUUAAAGAAAUAAAUUGGGUCAACGCACAGUUAAGGAAAUCCUGGAAAACGAAUCAAAGGUGCUUUUGUCAAUUGACUGAAUGAAUUGCAUCUGCUAGAAUGUGUAUAUUGGAGUGGGGGAAGAAACAACAGUUCUGAAGAGGGGAAAUCCUUGGGUGAGAUCCAACUGUCGUAAUCAGAUUGGACCCCUUCAAACAAAUGGUCUUAAGUUCAUUGAUUUAAGUGGGCUUACUCUGAGUGUGCCUAAAACACCCCUGGUGUUUUUGAUGGUGCACACAUUUGCUGCAGGAGGGAAUGCUUUCUUAAAGACAGUGCUCGACGCAGGCAGUUUCUCUAAGUUCUUGGAUAUAGGCUGACUUCUGAGUAUAUAUGUAUAGAACCGCACUAUUAAUGUUAUAGGUCAACCUUUCUCAAACUUGGGUCCCCAGACGUUGUUGAACUAUAACUCCCAUCUUCCCUAGCCAGCAGGACUGGUGGUCAUGGAUGAUGAGAGCUGUAGUCCAACAACGUGUGGGGAAACCAAGGUUGAGAAUGGCUGCUAUAGUUCUAGAUAUUAAACUACUGCAGGUCACCUUAGAACCACAUAUAUUAAAAUACACCAUAGCUGAGUGGGGACUUGAACUAGGGACUCCCCUCUCCUAAGAUGGCACUCUAACCACUAUGUCACUCUGGGUCCCAUGUGCCCUCAGUUUGAAUCUUUCCGGUCCUAUAGCUGUUGAGUUUGUUUUUAGGGCUGCUGAGCGAGCUUGUCAUCAGUCAAUGGAGGCUGAAUGGAGGGUGAAACCUCCAUUCCAACCUCAGCCUGCCCUCAGCCUGUACCCACCUGCCUGCCUUGCUGCUUACAACUAGUUAAGGGGUGGCUUUGCUUGUGAUUGCCCAUAUCUCCUGGUUGCCUCAUCUUCCACUCUACAGCAGUGGCUAGUGCUCAUUAGAACUGUGUAGUCAGACACUUCUUGGAUUUCAGUUUGCUGCUCAUGAUCACGGGUCCCUAGUGAAUGUCACACAGUAGAUCCUGGUUACCCUAAUAGUCUUUGACUAUGACCCACCCUUAACCUGGAAGACUACCCUCUAAUUUGUAACGUGUGAAAAACUCUCUGGGGUUGCUUAGCAGUGAGAAAAAUGCAUCCUGCAUUCAUGGGUACGUUUUAAACCAUUCUGGACAAAAAUCAGAAGGGAAACUAAGGCACAUUUUACCUUUUACAUACACUCACCUUUCUGUGCUCUCCAUCCAGACAAGAAAAAAGGCACCAGAAUCAUAGAGUUGGAAGGGACCCUGAGGAUCAUCUGGUCCAACCCCCUGCAAUGCAGGAAUAUGCAGUUGUCCCACACAGGGAUCAAACCUGCAACCUGGGCAUCAUCAGCACCACAAUCUAACCAACUGAGCUAUCCAGGCAUUAGUAGAGGGCACAUUCCACUCAGACUUAGGGUGUGAAGCAGGGGCAGAGAGGGGGGUGGCCUGGGAGAAUUCCAAGAGCCAGAUAGAGAGAGAGGUCUGAAGAGGGCUUGAGGCUCCCCUAUGGCAUUUUUAAAAACAAUUAGUUUCUGGUUUCUUUCUUCUCCAGAUGCAAGGGAAUGCACAGGCUGUGAGGAAGAUUACUGGUCCAACAACGAGAGAAAUAAAUGUGUGCUUAAGGAGGUGGAGUACUUGGCUUACGAAGAUGCUUUGGGGAUGACAUUGAUUGCUCUGUCUGUGUUUGGGGCUCUCGUCGUCCUGUCAGUGACUGGCGUAUAUAUCAAGUUUAGGAACACGGCUCUUGUGAAAGCCAACGACCGGGAGCUGAGCUUCCUCAUUCAGUUUUCUCUUGUUGGAACCUUGAUGACUUCUAUCCUCUUCAUUGGUAAGCCAGAAGACUGGUCUUGCAUGUCCCGGCAGGUGACCUUAGCCUUGGGUUUUUCCGUCUGCCUGUCUUGCGUCCUGGGAAAGACAGUGACUCUCUGCCUGACACAGCUGGCCAUGAACUCAAAGGUUGCUGAGAAAGCGCGGAUGUUGGUGAAGCCGAUUUGCCAAAAGAUCAUUGUCCUCAACUCUGUCCUUACCCAAGUGGGCAUCGUCUGUGCCUACCUGAUACUGAAUCCUCCUCGCAUGUACAAGAACACCCAGUUCUCCAUCACAAAAAUCAUUUAUGAAUGCAACGAAGGCUCCAUCCUGUACUUGUGUGUCAUGUUUGGCUUUGAUGUCUUCCUCGCUAUCCUGAGCUUCCUCACGGCCUUUGUGGCUCGCAAGCUGCCCAAUAACUUUAACGAAGCCAAGUUCGUCACCUUCGGGAUGUUGGUCUUCUUCAUCGUAUGGAUAUCAUUUGUGCCUGCUUAUUUAAGCACACGAGGGAAGUUCAAAGUGGCCGUGGAGAUCUUCGCCAUCCUGGCUUCCAGCUUUGGUUUGCUGGGCUGCAUAUUUGUGCCGAAAUGUUACAUUAUCUUGCUGAAACCUUUAAGAAACACAGAAGAAAUCGUAGGAGGAAGAGCGGCCACCAACGACAAGAGCGCACCGCCAACUUCUGCCUCGUGCACCAGUGAAGUUAACAACACUACGGUCUCUACGGUUCUUGAAGAUUAGAACUUUUAAAGCUUUCGCCUGUCACCAGUUCCACUAGUUUAUUUGCACACGUUUUCCCAUCUCUAUGCUGAGAGAAAGAAGAUGCCUUACCAAAGUCCCCCCCCUUCUGCUUGUUGGGGAAUAAUAGCACAAAUAAAGCAUAGCUGAUUGCUUGCUGAGAAAAUAACAGGAGGAGCUUUGUAUUUUCACAACGACAUAUAAUAGCUUGGAUCCAACCCUCUGCAAGCGGAAAGAAACUUCUGCUCACACAAGGGAAGGGGCCACAGGUGCUCACCACCACCAGCGGCUGCAGCCUCCCCAGCUACGUAGUUCAGGAGGGUUCCUUCUCUCCGGAGAGGCUUUCUGGUGUGUGCGUUUAUGGAGGAGGCAGCAGGAAGGAGAAGACAGGAAGACUCAUGGUUCCUGGGAUCCAGUGCCUAUGAUUCUACCUAUAAUAGGCCAGCCAUUCAAAACCAUGCAAUCAGUGACUUUUCCAUGUAAAAACCAACCCUCUCAGCAUAGUAUCAACUAACUUCAUGAGAGUGCCUCUGAUAUUUUCCAAUAAAUCAAAUUAUUUACAACUU